AUACAGUAAUAAUCUUCACGGAUUAAUAUAAUUUUCGCUCAACAGAUGGCGAUACGUUAUAUAGCGUUAUUUCGAGGUUUAUCGGUGGGCGAAAACAGCAAUUGUCUGAAAGCCCUACCAACAGGGACUCCAAAUCAAUAUUUUAUAAGGAAAUAUUUCCCCCGAAGAAAAAAAAAAUGUUCUAAGUGAACACUGUACGUACAUGGCCUCCCUUGGCGUCCAUGUAGCUAUAACGUGCCACUGUAUAUAAUAAUAAUACCACUCUGUUCUUUGACGUCCUCAUUUAUAAGGACAUGUCCUCGUUUUGGAGGACAAAACUACUGUCAGCACGAGUUUUUAUGAAUUCUCUGCUUUGUCCGCAUUUCUGGUGACUGUAUUUACUCACUCCGGCGAUACCCCCCUGUCAAAUGUGGCCUGCGAGGUGGUUAAGGCCUCAGCUUAGUCAGCAAUGUCCAUAUUCCAUGUAUACAAGUAUAAGCUACGGCUUUCAUCAUGUAAACUUAGAUUGCUAUUACGCUUUUUUUAUACAUAGACUGUAGCCUUUGCUGGGUGGAAAAGAGAAAAAUACCAGUCAAUUUUUUUUUUCAUCUUGCACCCUAUAGGCUUUUAAUGAUUUAUUUUUGGCUACGAUAGCCUACUGUCCCAUGUAAAAAAUGGAAGAUUUUUCUCAAUUUGUAACAACGUGGCGUUAAGUUCAGAAUUACGAAGUUGGCUUUGAAUGCCCAUAGGAAAAAAAUAGUAGAUAAUCACUUAUACAGUAAAACCUGUCCGAAACGGAACCCGAAUAAGACAGAAACCUCUCUAAACGGAAGAAAUUCUUCGUAACGAAGCUAGUUUUUAUUUAAAAACCUGCUAAACUGGAUGAUAUACUCGAUGGUCCAAAACAUCAGUUGACGAACGUGCCAAAUAUCUCUUUCGAAUUGCAGAUAUUUUAGAGACCAAAGAGAAUGAAUUUAGUGUUGCAGAAUCUAGAGAUCAAGGCAAACCAAUAUGGAUUGCAAAAAGAGUCGAUAUGAAUCGAAGUGUUUUGAAUUUUCGAGCAUUUGCACAUAGUUUACAGAGUGAUAAUGAUAUAUCAAAAAUUCAACCUGAAGCUGACUUAUUAAAUUAUACAAUUCAUGUUCCUGUUGGAGUUGUAGGAGUAAUAACUCCAUGGAAUCUGCCUUUAUAUUUGCUUACAUUUAAAUUGGCUCCGGCUUUAGCAUAUGGAAACACAGUUGUUGCCAAACCAAGCGAGUUUACAUCAGUUACAGCUUGGAUGCUUUGUUCUGUUUUACAGGAAGCAGGAUUGCCACCAGGAGUAGUAAAUAUGGUUUUUGGUUAUGGUCACAAAGUAGGAGAAGCUUUAAUUAAACAUCCUGAAGUCCCUCUUAUAUCUUUUACUGGAAGUACCAAAACUGGAACUCAUAUUCAAGAAGUUGCUUCUUCACAAGUUAAGAGAUUAUCUUUAGAGAUGGGAGGAAAGAAUGCUGCAAUUGUUUUUGGUGAUGCUGAUUUAAAUAAAUGUUUGCCAGACUUAAUUAGAGCAAGUUUCUUGAAUUCAGGACAAAUUUGUUUAUGUACAAGCAGAAUAUUUGUUGAAAGAAACAUCUAUGAAAAUUUUAAACAAAAAUUUGCAGCAUUAGCCAAAAAUAUCAAAGUUGGUGUGCCACAAGAAGCAGAAUCAUGGAUGGGUCCCAUAAACAAUAAAUUACAAUAUGAAAAAAUUCAAAGAUAUUUAGAGAUAGCUCGUCAAGAAGGAGCAACAUUUUUGACAGGGAAUGAAACUUUAAACCUUCCUGCAGAAAACAAACAGGGUUAUUUUUUACCACCGACUGUAUUAACUGAUUUAUCUCCUGAUUCGAAAUGCAUGCAAGAUGAAAUAUUUGGUCCGGUUACUUGUAUUUUACCAUUUGAUACAGAAGAGGAAGUAGUGAAAUUAGCUAACAAUGUACAAUACGGUCUCUGCGCUUCUUUAUGGUCGCAGAAUGUUAGACGAAUUCAUAAGAUUGCCUACCAAUUAGAGGUUGGAACAAUAUGGUGCAACUGUUGGUUGAUUAGAGAUUUACAGAUGCCUUUUGGAGGCAUGAAAAUGUCUGGAAUUGGAAGAGAAGGAACGUUAGAUUCUAGAGAAUUUUUCACCGAAAAGAAAACAAUUUGUAUUAAAUAUGAUUGAUAUCACAGCAUAAAAUACUCUCUUAGAUCAUUAUUUUUUU
Molecule: messenger RNA, 2195 nt
Organism: Centruroides sculpturatus (bark scorpion)
Lineage: Eukaryota; Metazoa; Arthropoda; Arachnida; Scorpiones; Buthidae
Product: aldehyde dehydrogenase family 8 member A1-like
Exons: 9
Coding region: 1013-2155 (380 amino acids)
Molecular function (GO): oxidoreductase activity, acting on the aldehyde or oxo group of donors, NAD or NADP as acceptor
Source: RefSeq, a predicted model, not a curated record